AUGGAGUUCGGGGAUCUAUUUCUAAAUGACUUCAGGCUAACAGAGCGGAGAUCUUUAGGGGCGUAUCUGCUCUACGCUAAAUUGAGCAAGUGUGAGUUCUGGUUGCAUGAGGUAACUUUUCUGGGGCACGUGGGCUCUGCUGAAGGGAUUCGAGUUGAUCUUAAGAAGAUUGAGGCUGUGCUUGAUUGGAAACAGCCUAAGAAUGUAUCGAAAAUUUGUAUUUUUCUGGGCCUUGUGGGGUAUUAUUGGCAUUUUGUUGAGGGGUUAUCUCUGAUUGUAGCUCUUUUGACUAAGCUCCUGCACAAGGGUGUUCCAUUUGUCUGGACUGAUGCUCAACAAUCGAGCUUUGAGAAGCUCAAGAUGACUGAGUUGGGUGAACGUCGAGUUUUGGGUCCUGAGUUAGUUUUUGACACCGAAGAUAAAGUUAGACUGAUAUGGCAUCAUCUGAAGGCAGCUUCUGAUAGACAGAAAUCUUAUACAGAUCUGAAGAGGCAUGAUAUUGAGUACUCUGUGGGGGAUUUUAAGUCCCAGAAUGAGCCUGUUGGUUCGAGUGGUAAGGAGGUUGUUGUGUUCGAGGUCCUGUGUUCGAAUCUCUGCAUAAGCAAGAGAGUUUAUUUUUGCUCCGGUUGUCUGAGAGUGUUUGGAUAG
This is a messenger RNA of Gossypium arboreum, 648 nucleotides long. RefSeq lists its product as uncharacterized. NCBI's taxonomy places the organism in Eukaryota, Viridiplantae, Streptophyta, Magnoliopsida, Malvales, Malvaceae. The record is from RefSeq and is a predicted model, not a curated record. Bases 1 to 648 code for a protein of 215 amino acids. The transcript is spliced from 5 exons.